This is a messenger RNA of Anopheles stephensi (Asian malaria mosquito), 1440 nucleotides long. RefSeq lists its product as uncharacterized. Gene Ontology annotation, molecular function: nucleic acid binding; 3'-5'-DNA exonuclease activity. Lineage: Eukaryota; Metazoa; Arthropoda; Insecta; Diptera; Culicidae. Gene Ontology annotation, cellular component: cytoplasm. The record is from RefSeq and is a predicted model, not a curated record. Gene Ontology annotation, biological process: DNA catabolic process.
ACGCACCCUCCGAAAAGAGUGGUGGGAGUUCGCUCAUAUAAACUCGGCAUUUAAAUAGUUGUGUCCUGCCGUAACGGUUCCGGUUGGCCAUACGUGCGGACAGCGGUGAGAGUGUAGCCACUUUUUAUCAGCAUGCGGCAACCAGCUAGCAUCGUAUUGAGCUUACAAUGGUCGAGAUAAAAUCGUUCGUAUUCUUCGACCUGGAGACUACGGGCAUCCCACAGUAUGAACAUUUCCGGACGAAAAUCACCGAACUAUCGAUGGUGGCCUGCGCUCGGGAACAUUUGGUGGAAUCCAGCACGGACCUGCCACGUGUAACGCACAAGCUAUCGCUUUGCUUUAAUCCGCUGCGCAUGAUAACGCUCGGAUCUUCGCAGGCAACAGGGCUUUACAAUGACCUGCUCGAGAAGGAGUCAAAGUUCGAUACGAAUGCGGGCGAGAUGGUUAAGCUGUUUCUCGAACGCCUUCAAAAACCCAUCUGUCUGGUAGCGCACAACGGAAAUCGGUUUGACUUUAUUCUGCUCAAGCAACAGCUACUCCGGAUCGGUGUUGUCAUGCCCGCCGAACUGUACUGUGUCGAUUCACUGCCCGCCUUCCGCGAGAUAGAGGCCGACGUCGAGCGAUCGUACUUUGAGCACAACGAAGGGUUGGACAGUGAAAUCCCCGAGCUGGAGUAUGCGGCGUUGCGCGUAAUGGAGGAACUCGAGCAAGCGAACGAUUGGAUGAAGGAACGGCAAAAGCUCAACGAAACCACACCGCAAAGUGCCCGUAUGGAGCUCAAGUAUAAGCAGGCGCUUCGGGACUAUCUAUCGAUCGGACCGGUGAAAGACUAUCGUCAACGCAGGAACCAUCGGACUGAGGAUGAUGGCAGUGAUGGGUGCAAUUCACGCAGGGACAUUUGUGGCAAAUCCCGUAAACGACUGUUCACCUCGUCCUUUCCCGAUGAUGUGGAGGAUGUAAAAUCGUUGCCAAGUUCUCAAUCGGUCGCGAUUGGCAAGAAGCGUUACAAUCUGUCCGAGCUGUACAAGCGGACCACGGGCAAGGAGCUGAUCAAUGCGCACCGUGCGGAAGACGAUACGCUAGCGCUGAUGAACUGUGCCGUUGUGCAUGGGUCGCGGUUCAUACGGUACGCGGAGGCCAACUGCGUAGCGUACGAGGAAAUGAAAAGCAAGUUUUAACUUUAUUUCUUACGAAAUAUUCCUGACGCCGAAACCCGGGCACGGUGCUGAUUUGCAGUAUACAUAUUUCGACUGAUAAUUCCAGCUUUUGGUGCAAAAGCUUCGACCACCCGACGGCUUUUACCCAGAAUUGUGAAACAAAUUGUAGAUGACUGAUUUUAUUUUUACUUUGCUUUCGAGCGUGAAAUAUUUUAAAUUAAAACCUUGUGUAAUGUACAAAACAUGGGACAAAUCGGAAACAAAUAAAAUAAAGCUUUGCUAA